This is a messenger RNA of Aspergillus sclerotioniger CBS 115572, 2992 nucleotides long. RefSeq names its product Zn(II)2Cys6 transcription factor. NCBI's taxonomy places the organism in Eukaryota, Fungi, Ascomycota, Eurotiomycetes, Eurotiales, Aspergillaceae. Gene Ontology annotation, biological process: regulation of DNA-templated transcription; DNA-templated transcription. Gene Ontology annotation, molecular function: DNA binding; zinc ion binding; DNA-binding transcription factor activity, RNA polymerase II-specific. The transcript has 4 exons. The coding region runs from base 315 to 2888 and encodes 857 amino acids. The record is from RefSeq and is a predicted model, not a curated record.
CCCAGUCACUCCAUCCUCUCCGUCCCUCCAUCCCCCAGACAUCCACCAUCCUCCGAUAUCAUCGCUUCGGAGCCGAUCGAGGCUCAUAUUUGUCUUCUACCAGGUGAUAGCUAGCGCCUGCAGUUUGGACCCUUCCCGACCCGGCAUCCCUUUUUGCCCAGCCAGAUCGGUAUCAGGGCUGUCCGCGUCAUCCUCGGUCCAGCAUGGAUGUUGUACGGUGCUCCCUUGGCACCCUCCUAUAACAACCACGGCAGCCGGGAUCGCAACGGGUGAGACUCCCGCGUGGCGGAGCACGGACUUGAAUACGACCAGCCAUGGCACCACAACGGGGACGUGCCAACGGGCGCGAAUCAAACGGCACUCGUCGCAGCUCAUCACCUUCCCAGGAGGCCGAGGAGCCUUUGGCCACUGCCGCUUGCGAAAACUGUCGCACACGCAAGGUCCGCUGCGACCGGCAGAUCCCCCAGUGCUCGAAUUGCCUGAAGGCCGGGGUGCCUUGCGAGUUUCCAAAUCGGGGGAAACGGAUCAAUCAUGUCAAGCAGCUUGUGGAGGAUGUCUCGGGCCUCGCUUCUCGUCUGGAUUCUAUCGACCAGGCGAUCAAUACCCUCGUGCAGAAUGUGUCGGCGCUACAAGCUGCCUCUGUGGCGGCUACAGAUUCGUCGCGAUCCAGCACGCUGCUUCUUCCGGAGCUCUCUCCAGGCCCGGAUGUGGAAGAAAUGGAGUCAAUCUUCUAUGCCAGCUACUGGGACGGCGGUAAUCGAAGCAAUCCCCGGGGGGUCAUCUCAUCUCCCGCAGGACGGGACAAGUCCUUGGGUCAUAUUGGCGCGCGAUCAUUGUUUGAGAAUUCUCGACGAACCCUAGCCAGUCUACUCGAGCAGAUGCGGAAUGCGGGUGUUGAGGAUCAGGAUUCCAGCGCCCACAAAGGACGGGCCGUGUUGUUCGCAUCGCCGGAGGCCGGCGCCCUUCAAUCCACGUUACAGACAAAAUACGAACUAUAUCCCUUCACGAAAGGUCUCCACCUUUCUCCAAUCACCGGGGAUGGGCAAGCAGUGGCAUCGCCACCGCGCUCACUCCUCGAGACAUGUCUCCCUGUUUACCUCGAGCACUUUAAUGUCACGAUACCCGUGUUCAACGAAUACUGCUUGAAAGAGGCGAUCAAUUCCUACUACACCAAUGGAUCGUCCCGGUCGGACGAAGCGUACCAUUUAUGUUUCAACAAUAUCAUCGUGCUCGCUCUGGGGUUACGCUCCCGCCUCACCCGCAUGGAUCGCACCUGUCCCAAGGGCAUGAGUGAUGAGUUACUUCCUGCCUUCCUAAACAACUCUUUCCGAGCCUUUCAACGGCUGAGCACUUUUCAGCAACCCCGUCUGGUCUGCGGUCAAGCCUUGGCUACCCUAGCCAUGGUGGCUCGGGAAUACCAUGAAAGCCGGGUGUUCGAUACGGUUUGCCACGCUACGUCCCAGGCCGUCAAGUCCAUGGGACUGCAGCAGUGUAAUUCUGGAAAUGGCAGCCUCUCGACGGCGGAUGAGGAGCGACGCGAUCUGUAUUGGGCCGUCUUCGUCAUGGACAAGCAGCGCACCUACAUGGCGGGCCGACCGUUCGACCUGCACUUUUAUGAUUCCGACGUGCAGCUCCUGCGCACCAUGGCGGGCCAGAGCUUGGUGCAGCACUACCGGACGGCCCACGUCCACAUGAUGGCGGUGUGGGAAGAGAUCUACAUUUAUCUAUACUCGGCCCGAGCCUUCCGGCGCGGCCCCGCCUAUCGCCAGAGUCAGAUUGCCAAGCUGGACAGCAUGACCCGCAGCUGGUACGCCCGCAACGGGUCGCUGCUGACCCAAUCGAGCUCUGAGAUGUCCGCCCUCGAGGGCUGGCGCAUUGAGUUAAAAUACGCCUUUCACAUCGGCCAAGUGUUGGUGCAUCGGUUUUCCAGCGACCAAAGCAGCCAGCACGUGGCCUUGGCCAAUUCGCGGGCGGCCCUCCGCACCAUCUGCGAGGUGUUCCAGACCAAGCAGACCGAAGCGUCCAUCUCGCUGCUUGCUCGGUUGUUCCGACACUACCCGCAGGUUAGCAUUCAUGGGCUUUUUGCGUCGUUUCUGGCCCAUCCGACGGCCGAUCUGUUGGAGGAUUUGGAUUUGAUUGACGGUGUCGCAGAGGCUCUGUCCCCUCUUUGCGAUGCGAACCUGCCGACAUCUUGUCUGCAUCAGGUGAAUGAGGGUAUUCAGUGGUACCGCGACAUUGCCAAGUCUUUUCAGGAUCAUUUUGAGGCCCUGCCAUCGCGUUCUCCUGACCUGUAUCCAUUCGCUUCGACUCGGGGUCAUGAGACGUCUCCGACUGCGUCCCGAGCCCCAUCCCACCGCGCGCGGUCAGACUCCCCCCCUCAGAAGCGCCGUAGGAUGUAUCCGACGAAUUUUGAUGAUGGGAAUUUCCUUGCGGCAGCGACUAAUCCGGACUCAUCUACCGCAUCCUGGACAGUCCCCGACGAAAGAACCGUGACGUUGAACAGCCUAUCGCUCCCGGCUUCGAACGGGUCGGUGCCUCGCCUCUCAUCCACUGAGGAGCACGAUCAGAGCAGUCGGCGCAGCAGUAGCAGUGGGAGCAUGCGGCCUAUCCGAGCGGACGACGAGUUGUCAAAAUUUCUACAGGACGCGUUGCCUAUGCCCUCUGCCUCCCGAUGUCUGUCAUCCCCAGGCAUCUUGACGGCUAUGGGGGAUGCCCCGUCUAUACCGCUACCCAUGAACUUCUUCCCGUCAACCCCGCAGGGGGUUGAGGAGGGACUUGAUGGAGGACUGUAUCCGUUUUUUAUUCCUGACCAGGACAUGACAGAGGCAUGGAAUGGUGACCUGCGGGAUUUGACAGUUCCGGAGGAGUUUUUUCUUCCGGCUUCGUGAUGCUCUCAGCAUUUCUAGCGAAAUAUACUGUUGAAUAUUAAUCUUCAUAGUAGAAGGGCUUGUAAUUCGAAAAUACUUGUCUUAAUAUAUCUAUAUCCUGCAAU